AUGGAAAAAAAUGAUGAUAUUGCCAGAGGCUACACGAAGGGUGACCGAGUGGCGGUAGAUGCCAAAUGGGUGGAACUGGCCAAUGAUUUAAACGCUGCAGGUCCACCAGUAAAAGAUGUUGGUGGAUGGAAAAAGGCUUGGGCAGACUGGAAGACCUCCAUCAAAAAGAAGCUGGCCCAUAAUAAAAAAGAGUCCAUUGCUACAGGUGGGGGUCCAUUUAACCAAAUGCCCCUAACAGAUAUGGAAACCAAAAUUGCCGAUCUCUGCGGCCUGUUCCGGAUGGUAGAUGGGAUUGAAGGUGCUAGGUCUUUUGGACCCCCGGAACAGCCGAUCAAAACGGAGGCAACUGAGGAAAGCUCGCAAAAGCGUCCCGUGGAUUCCAGUCCAGCAAUAGAAUCUCCGGCAAAAAAAAUUCGGAAGACGCAACAAUUUUCUUUGGAGGAGGCUUGCUCCAGCCAAAUGAAAAUAAUGGAGCGCGUCGUGAAGUCCCUGGACGAGCUAAAUGCGACGAUGCGUUCCCAAAACCAAAUGAUGGCAGAACAUAAUGCUGCAAUUUUAGACAUAGAAAGGGAGAAAUUGGAAGCCAUUAAAAAGCAUUAUAACCAGAAAUAA
Drosophila kikkawai is the source of this 612-nucleotide messenger RNA. RefSeq lists its product as uncharacterized. The record is from RefSeq and is a predicted model, not a curated record. Lineage: Eukaryota; Metazoa; Arthropoda; Insecta; Diptera; Drosophilidae.